AUGAACCAAUCACCACCACACGGUGAUAUCAAUCAAUCUUGUGACGUAGUUGAAAAGAAAGAAGUUUCAACAGAUCACAAUACACACCCAUCUAUUAUUCCUAAUGGUUCCCUUCAAGUUCAGGAUAAUAUUCUUACUACAACAUCUAAUAACACGCCUCCAGCAAUUGUUCAAAACCAACUUGACGAAAAUAUUAUUAACCAAACUGUUUUAAAGGAAACUGGAAAUAAUACUAAUUUUCUUUUAAAAGAAAACACUCAGUCUAAUGAACAAACAAAAGUUAAACAAGAGUCUUACAUCAUUAAUUCUUUUGAAAGUGUUAAACAAGAAACUAAAAUAGAUGAAGAACAACCUAUUCAACCGAAACAAAUGAAACACGAAGAAAAUGUUUUAGUGCCUAAAAUUGAUGGAGAAGGUAUUAAACAAGAAAUAACACAAGAGCAAAACCUUCAAAAGAAUGAUCUUAAUCACAAAGUUAAACAAGAAGAUAUCCAAAUUCAUGUAAAACAAGAACAACCAUUACAGCAUAUUCACAAUCCGUUACAACCCCCUAUACAACAAAUAAAUCAACAAAAUCAAAAAAUACCGCUACAACAACCUUCUUUAGUGUUAAGCCCAACUCAACAAAUUGGUAUUCCAUCUAAUGGAAUAGUUUCUCAACAACGAAUUCCUCAACAACAAGUCCAACAACCUCCAAAUGGAAUUGUUAAUCAAAACAUAUCCCAACAACCUGGAGUCAUUCAACCUCAUACAAUACUUACUGCUUCAGGAAUGAUACAACAAAACCAUGCACUAAAAUUACAAUUAAAUACACCAAUUCCUCAACCUACAGUAUCUCCACAAGGUAUUCAACCAAUACCAAGAGUUCCACAAGGAGGAGUUGUUCCACCACAACCAGGAUUUCAGCCACCACCAUUUCGAUAUCCACAACAAUUUGUUGGUCAAUUUAGAGCACCGUUUAAUGGUAAUAUAAAUCAAAGAGUUCCAUUAGGUAAUUAUCUUAAAUUUGCACCUGUACAUAGCGUGUUACCACCACAAAGAGUUGGAGUUACUCCUAAUGGGCAGCCUCCCUCAGGUAUGCAAAGGUGUCAAUUUAGACCUAUGUUUAAUCCCGUACAAGUCGAUGGAAGAUUUAUGCAAUACCCAUUACAAGGACCACCACCACCUUCAAUGUUUCAAAGUAGACCUGUUGUUCGACCUCAUGUUAAAUCAACUGUAAGACAUGACAUUCCAGCAGAGACGCAAGCAAAACUUCAGUCAAUGAAAGCAGCUACAAUUACAAAACAAGUAAUACCAAUACGAGUUAUAGAAAAAAAGGAAAAAAAAGUAAAAGAAGAAAAAGAGGAAGUUAUUCCAACAAGAAAGUAUUCAUUUAGAGAUAGAAAAAAGUCAGCUAAAAUUGUUGAAGAAGAACAGUUAGAUGAAUAUGAGUCUGAGUCUGAAAAGAAAAAAUCCACAACAAUUAAAAAGUUUCUUAAAGAACCUACAACAGAGAAAAUUGUUGAAAAAAUAUUAUCUAUGAAAGGGUCAGAUGAUUUAGACGAAGCUGAAUUUAUGGUAAAGUAUAAAAAUAGAAGUUAUAGAGAUGUUGAAUGGGUAAAAGGAAAAGAUUUAUCAGAAGUUAUUCAACCAACUCGACUCAAACGGUUUGCUUCUAAAUAUCAUUAUAAUGAAGAGGAUGAUAUUUUUCCACCUGAAUAUACACUUGUUGAAAGAAUUUUAUUUGAAAAAGAAAUUAAUGGAGAAGAAUAUUGUUUAGUAAAAUGGGGAGGAGGGUUAUCUUAUUUAGAAGCAACAUGGGAAAAGAAAUCUGAAAUUAAAGACCAAGACAAGUUAGACGAAUACAAAAAGUUUCAUAUUCCACCAGACCCAUCUACUAUUGAACCACCACUACCUGAUAGAUUAUGGCAAGUACAAGAGCAUCCAUAUAGACAUGAUAAUACAUUACGUUCUUAUCAGAUGGAAGGAUUAAAUUGGUUAGUAUUUAAUUGGUGUAGAGGAAAAGGGUGUAUUUUAGCAGAUGAAAUGGGUUUAGGAAAAACUGUACAAGUAGUAGCUUUCUUUGAACAUUUAAGAUCAUUUCAAAAAUUACCAGGACCAUUUUUAGUGGUUACUCCAUUGUCUACAUUAGAACAUUGGAGAAGAGAAAUUAAUGAAUGGACUGAUAUGAACGUUGUUGUAUAUUUAGGAACUAAAGAAAAUAGACAAUUAAUUCAACACUAUGAAUGGUUUUAUUUAAACAAAGAUGAGAAAGAAAUAUCUAAACAAAUUAAAUUCCAUGCAUUAAUUACAACAUAUGAAAUGAUUAUGAGUGAUUAUGAAAUAUUAUCUCAAAUACGCUGGCAAGUUACUGUUGUUGAUGAAGCACAACGAUUAAAGAAUAAAAGUUCAAAAUUAAAUAAAACAUUAACAGAAAUACCAUCAUAUCAUAAAAUAUUAUUAACCGGAACUCCAAUUCAAAAUAACAUUGAUGAAUUAUGGACAUUACUUAAUUUUAUUAAUCCAGAGAACUUCCCUUCUUUAGAAAAUUUCCAUGAAAAGUUUGGUGACGCUAAAACUGCUGAUGGAGUUAAAGCAUUACAAACAGAAAUUCAACCAUAUCUAUUAAGAAGAGUUAAAGGAAAUGUUGAAAAAUCUAUUCCACCUAAAGAAGAGAUAUUAAUUGAAGUGGAACUAACUUUAGUUCAAAAGAAAUAUUAUCGUGCAUUAUAUGAUAAAAAUAGAGAGUUUUUAAAUAAAGGAUGUGUUGGGUCUAAUGUCCCUCAUUUACAAAAUUUGAUGAUCCAAUUAAGAAAAGUUUGUAAUCAUCCAUUUUUGAUUCCUGGAGUUGAAGAAAAAGAAAUUGCUAAUCCAGAGGACCCAGAGUCAUAUGCUCAGGAAUUGAUUAAGUCAUCAGGUAAAAUGGUAUUAUUGGAUAAAUUAUUACCAAAGUUGAAUACAGACGGACAUAAAGUAUUAAUAUUUAGUCAAUUAAAAGGAGUAUUAGAUAUAUUAGAAAAAUAUCUUAGUUAUAAAAAAUAUACAUAUGAACGGCUUGAUGGUAGUGUUCGGUCGAAUGAUAGACAAAACGCUAUUGAUAGGUUUAUGAAAGGAGAACGAUUUGUAUUUUUGUUAUGUACUAGAGCUGGUGGUAUUGGUAUUAAUCUAAGUGAAGCUGAUACAGUUAUUAUUUAUGACUCUGACUGGAAUCCACAAAAUGAUUUACAGGCACAAGCCAGAUGUCAUAGAAUUGGACAAAAGAAAGAAGUUAAAGUUUAUAGAUUAGUUAGUAAGAAUACGUACGAACGUUAUAUGUUUGAAAGAGCAUCAAUGAAACUUGGAUUAGAUCAAGCUAUUUUAUCAAAUAUUAAUAAUACACCUGGAGAAGUUAAUAAAGAAAAUGAAAAAUUAAGUAAAGAAGAUAUUACUUCUUUAUUAAAAUAUGGAGCUUAUGGAUUAUUAAAAGAUGACGAUGAUAAAGAUAAUAAUUUUUGCGAAGAAGACAUUGAUCAAAUUAUGGAAAAAAGAACUUCUAAAGUUGUAUGGAAAGGAGACCAAGUUGCAGCUUCAAGUAGUUUUUCUAAAGCCACAUUUGUUUCAGAAACAGGAGAUGUUAUUGACUUAAAUGAUGAACAUUUUUGGGAGAAAGUUUUACCAAAAUUAAGAACCCCUGGUCAAUUAUUUAGAGAUUUAGAGAAAGCUUUUGAGUUAAAUACUGAAGAAUUACUUGUGUGGCUUGAACAAAAUUUAGAAGAGUUUAUUAUUGAAAUGAAACAACACAUUGAUUCUAUAGUAGAAGCAUACAAUGAGGCUAAAGGACAUAUCCUUCCUGAAAGAGAUACUAUUGUAAAAUGUAUUGAGUUAUUACUUACAAAAGAGGAUUUAAUUACUGAAGACAUUGUUGAUGAAUUAAAAACUACAUUAGAUACAUUAAAAUUCUCUAGAAAGAAAAGAAAAAAUGUUUUUAUUCCUAUUGAUGGAGACGAAGAAGAAUUAAAGAAAGGAAAACGGUUAAAGAAAGCUGACAUGCCAGAAGAAAUAAAAAAGAAGUUUUAUGAAGAAAUUAUUAAUGUAGGAAGAGUAGAUUUUACUGUUAUUAGAGAGAAAUCAGGUAUCAGUAUGGAAUGGGAACAAGAUGAACUAAGGAGUAUGGCCAUUAUUUUCUUAAAACAGUGUGCAGCUAUGGCAGAUAAAAUUAGUGUAAAUAAAAGAUACUUCACACAAUUGUUAGAACAAUAUCAUUUCGUUAAACGAGUAAGAAAAGGUGGAAGAGAUGAUAUAUUGAAACAGGGGCAUGUUUAUUCAUUAAGAGAUGAUUUCUCAUGGAUAGAAGAAAGUGUAAAGAAGUGGGAAUCAAAAUUAAAAUAUAUGAAUAGAUUCCUUAAAUUGAUUGGUCCAGAUAAGCAAAUACCAGAAUUACAUUCUGGAGUUCACUUAACUAAUUGGUGGACAGAACAAUGUGACCAUGAAUUAUUAGUUGGAUUUUUAAAAUACGGAUUUGAAAGUAGAGAAUUAAUACAAGAAGAUGACUCAUUAAUGUUCUACAGAUUAUUAGAAAAUCAAUCAGAAAAGAGUGAGAAAAAAGAAGAUGAAGAACCUGCACCAAUUCAAACAUCAUAUGAACUUCCAACAAACCCUGUAUUGACUAAACAAAUAAAACUAUUAAUUUCUCUGUUUGAUAAAAAGAAGAAACAAGAAGCUCAAAUGGAAGUAGAAGAAAAUGAAAUAGAAAAAGAAAAGGUAGAAGUAGAAAAUAAAAAGACAGAUGAAGAAAAUAAAAUAGAUAAUGAAGAAAAUAAAAAGAUGGAAGAAGAAAAUAAAAUAGAGAAUGAAAGAAAUGAAGAUGAUAUAAAAAACCAGAGUGAUGAAGAACAAAAACCAGAUAACAAUUAA
Molecule: messenger RNA, 4872 nt
Organism: Entamoeba dispar SAW760
Lineage: Eukaryota; Evosea; Mastigamoebida; Endamoebidae
Product: chromodomain helicase DNA binding protein, putative
Exons: 1
Coding region: 1-4872 (1623 amino acids)
Biological process (GO): regulation of gene expression; chromatin remodeling
Cellular component (GO): chromatin; nucleus
Molecular function (GO): ATP-dependent chromatin remodeler activity; ATP binding; ATP hydrolysis activity
Source: RefSeq, a predicted model, not a curated record